This is a messenger RNA of Myotis daubentonii (Daubenton's bat), 2363 nucleotides long. RefSeq names its product SRY-box transcription factor 8 (gene SOX8). NCBI's taxonomy places the organism in Eukaryota, Metazoa, Chordata, Mammalia, Chiroptera, Vespertilionidae. Gene Ontology annotation, molecular function: DNA-binding transcription factor activity, RNA polymerase II-specific; RNA polymerase II cis-regulatory region sequence-specific DNA binding. Gene Ontology annotation, biological process: negative regulation of transcription by RNA polymerase II; morphogenesis of an epithelium; neural crest cell development. The record is from RefSeq and is a predicted model, not a curated record. Gene Ontology annotation, cellular component: nucleus.
CGCAGCUUAAAGAAACUUGUUGCGGGUGCCUCCGCGGGGACUGAGCUUCGGCGGCAGAGGCGACGGCUGGAGGAUCUGGGUGGCUGCGGCGGCGUGGACGCAGGUCGGGCUGCCUCGGUGACCUCGGGUCCCAGAGCGGCCGCAGCGUAGCCGGGCAUCGGACCCGGUGCGCAUCCCCGGUGCGCGUCCCUCCGCGUGCGGGCCAGAUGCUGGACAUGAGCGAGUCCCGCGCCCAGCCGCCCUGCAGCCCGUCUGGCACCGCCAGCUCCAUGUCGCACGUGGAGGACUCGGACUCGGACGCGCCGCCGUCGCCUUCGGGUUCCGAGGGCCUGGGUCGCACGGCGGGCACGGGGGGUAGUGGCCGGGGCGACUCGGCCGAGGCGGCGGACGAACGCUUCCCAGCCUGCAUUCGCGACGCCGUGUCGCAGGUGCUCAAGGGCUACGACUGGAGCCUAGUGCCCAUGCCUGUGCGCGGCGGCGGCGGAGGCGCGCUCAAGGCCAAGCCACACGUGAAGCGGCCCAUGAAUGCCUUCAUGGUGUGGGCGCAAGCGGCACGCCGUAAGCUGGCCGACCAGUACCCGCACCUGCACAACGCCGAGCUCAGCAAGACGCUGGGCAAGCUGUGGCGCCUGCUGAGUGAGAGUGAGAAGCGCCCUUUCGUGGAGGAGGCAGAGCGGCUGCGGGUUCAGCACAAGAAGGACCACCCCGAUUACAAGUACCAGCCGCGCCGGAGGAAGAGCGUCAAGACAGGCCAGAGUGACUCGGACUCAGGCGCCGAACUGGGCCACCACCCCAGCGGUGCUGUGUACAAGACUGACUCGGGCCUUGGCGACGCACACCACCAUGGGGACCAUACAGGGCAGACCCACGGGCCACCCACCCCACCUACCACCCCCAAGACGGACCUGCACCAAGGGGGCAAGCAAGAGCUGAAGCUGGAAGGCCGCCGCCUGGUGGACAGUGGGCGCCAGAACAUCGACUUCAGUAAUGUGGACAUCUCAGAGCUGAGCAGUGAGGUCAUUGGCAACAUGGACACCUUCGACGUCCACGAGUUUGACCAGUACCUGCCCCUCAACGGCCACUCGGCCCUGCCCACAGAGCCGGGCCAGCCUUCCACCUCUGGCUCUUUCGGGGGUGCCUCCUACUCACACUCCGGGUCCACGGGCAUUGGAGCAUCCCCCGUGUGGGCCCACAAGGGAGCCCCAUCGGCCUCCGCAUCACCCACCGAAGCAGGUCCCCCUCGGCCCCACAUCAAGACGGAGCAGCUGAGCCCUGGCCACUACGGCGACCAGUCCCACAGCUCUCCAGGCCGCACCGACUACAGCUCCUACAGCGCCCAGGCCAAUGUCACCACGGCCGCCUCGGCUGCAGCCGCCAGCUCCUUCACCAGCUCACAGUGUGACUACACCGACCUGCAGGCCCCCAACUACUACAACCCAUACGCCGGCUACCCGUCCAGCCUCUACCAGUAUCCCUACUUCCACGCAUCCCGCCGGCCCUAUACCUCACCGCUGCUCAGCAGCCUCUCUGUGCCACCUGCCCACAGCCCCCCCAGUAACUGGGACCAGCCCGUGUAUACCACCCUGACCAGACCCUGAAGGCACCAUGGUUGAGUGGAGGGGGCCGGUGUGGGCAGAGGAGAACCUUUACUUCUGAAAAGACAGAGCCUCUGAGAUCCCCCCGGAGGUGUUGGCCAGUGAGGUGAGAGGACGCAGCCGUGUGUGCCCAGCUCUAUCAAGUGCCUGCUGACGUGUGCAGGAGACCAACCGAGCCCCUUUGCUUUGCGUCCAGAUCUCCGAAAUCCGUUAAUGGACAAAGCCCUCUUGCCCUCCUCCCUCUUUGUGGUGACUGGCAACUUCGAAACGAAGGUUGGCCGUUUGGUCCCUCUUCUGUGCAGACACCAGCGCCUUAUGGAGCCACGGUACAGAGGACAAAAGGAGGGAAGAGGCACUGGGUCUCCAGGCCCCCUUCGUUCUGAGGUCCUGGCCAUCUCAGCACCAAGAACUCCCAGGACCAAUGGAUGAUAAUUCCGCGGCGAAAGGGCACGCCCGCAGCCUUGGUGGGGAUGCGUUCGCAGAAGCAGUUGGGCAGGGAUGCAUCCGCAGGGGCACCGUGGCGGGGAUGUGUCUGCAGGAGCGUCUCUGGGGACCAGCUUGUUAGCUCCGACAUGUUCCUUGUAGUUAGGGCUCUUCCAGGAAGGUUUGGCUGUGAUUAACACUUCUCUCUUUUUAUUUUAUUUUUUUUUAAAUUUUUAAUUCUUGAAGCUCAAACGUGUUUGAUUUGUUUUGAAAGCUGUUAAGAUGUAUUUAUGUCCUGUAUUAUUUUAUCUUUAAUGAAUGAAGUAAUUUGUGCAGAUAGUAGAA